AUGUGGACGAGUCUUAUUUUAUCAAUGCUUCUGCUGCAUUGCCUGGUUGCAUUGCCAGCUCCUGAACUAAAAGUCCUGGAUUCCUGGAGUGCAGAUACAGCCUGUCAGGAAGUGGAUAAAUCUGUGAUGAUUGAAAACCAAAACGAUUCCACAUGCACCACUUUCGUAUAUUGCUAUUUAACCAAUGACUCAACGAGAGCUCUAAUCAAAAGUUGUAAAAGUGGGCAAUACUUUGAUUCGAACCUUAAAGUCUGCAGUAUUAAUAAACCCGAAGGAUGUGCAUAAAAAU
Molecule: messenger RNA, 289 nt
Organism: Drosophila takahashii
Lineage: Eukaryota; Metazoa; Arthropoda; Insecta; Diptera; Drosophilidae
Cellular component (GO): extracellular region
Molecular function (GO): chitin binding
Source: RefSeq, a predicted model, not a curated record